UGGAAAGACAGAUAGAGGGGAGUAAGAGAGAGAGGUGAUAGUGAUGAGACGAGUCGUAGAAGCUGGAUGAUGUGCAUGCAACCCUGCAUCCUUUAAGACCCCUAAGCUGUCCACAUGAGAGUGCUGGGCGUCAGCGUCCAAUCACAUGCUUCACAUUAUUACAGGCCCCACAUAUUAUCUUUGAUCAGGAGUACUCGGAGUACAAAGAUAGCAGAUAACAGAACAAGGAAACAGUUAAAGACCCGACCAUGAUCAGCCCUGUGACUUUUGAAAACUAGCGUUAGCAAUCCACCGCUAAAGUGAGAGGUAUUUUAAAUCCAGUUCUACAGAAAGUUAACAUACCAAAGUGAUAAAUCAAAGCAUCUGAAGAAAAGACCUCAUGACCUCAACUAUGUGCAACAAAAACAAAAUCUUUCAGACAUCUAAACAAACAAGAAAAACAGGGAAACUAUAAAUUAAUUUUCAGUUCCUCUAUUCUCUCAUAUCUCCAUCUCAUGAGGUGACGCCCCGUGUUACCCGACCUGACGAUGACACGAUGGACAUGCUGCUGCCAAAAACCAACACGGGGUAUAAAACGACCGAUUCAGUCUUUUAUGAAAUGAGUGGUUUCCUGUUCUGCCUGUCGUCACGUCAGCAAAGAUGGCAUCAAGUGUUCAAAUGUUUGUCCUCCUGAGUCUGACGAGCGGACUGUUCAUCGCAGGAGCUAUGUCAGAAGAGACAGUUCCCGCCUGUCCUCCUGGUUGGACUCAGUUUGGCUCCCGCUGUUUCAUUUUCCACCGCUCGACAAAGCGGUGGGUCGAUGCUGAGAGCCACUGCAUCAAGAUCGGAGGGAACCUGGCCUCAAUCCACAGCUCUGAGGAAAAUUAUUUCCUCAACAAUCUGAUUGCAAGAGUGACCAACAAUGCACAUUUGCAUACCUGGAUCGGAGGCUACGACGCAGUACAGGUGAGAAACUCUACUGUUGACAGAAAAACAGAAAAAUUAGCACAGAUCUGAUAGGUUUCUAUUCUAGUCAAUGUGUUAACUUCCACUGGA
This is a messenger RNA of Notolabrus celidotus (New Zealand spotty), 1035 nucleotides long. Its product is annotated as galactose-specific lectin nattectin-like. The record is from RefSeq and is a predicted model, not a curated record. Lineage: Eukaryota; Metazoa; Chordata; Actinopteri; Labriformes; Labridae. Bases 640 to 996 code for a protein of 118 amino acids. The transcript is spliced from 5 exons. Gene Ontology annotation, molecular function: signaling receptor activity.